This is a messenger RNA of Cokeromyces recurvatus, 2094 nucleotides long. RefSeq lists its product as uncharacterized. The transcript has 7 exons. Bases 133 to 1992 code for a protein of 619 amino acids. Gene Ontology annotation, molecular function: DNA binding; TFIIF-class transcription factor complex binding; RNA polymerase II general transcription initiation factor activity. NCBI's taxonomy places the organism in Eukaryota, Fungi, Mucoromycota, Mucoromycetes, Mucorales, Mucoraceae. Gene Ontology annotation, cellular component: transcription factor TFIIF complex; nucleus. Gene Ontology annotation, biological process: transcription initiation at RNA polymerase II promoter; positive regulation of transcription elongation by RNA polymerase II. The record is from RefSeq and is a predicted model, not a curated record.
UUUUUUUUGAAUUAUUCUUAUUAUCAUUAUUAUUUUAGAAAAGAAACUAUAAUUGGUCAAAAUAUACAAAUUUAUAAUUUUUUUUUUCUCUUUUUAUUCUUUAUUUUAUUCUAUAAUAAACUUAUAAUAAUCAUGUCUAGCAUCUAUAACACUUCACGUUUGGAUAAAGGGAAAGCACGAACCCCUGUUCCUCGUCGUGUAGGUGCUCCCUUACGUCCAGGCGUUGUUCCACAGCGUGUGCUUCAACAGCGACAAUUUCAACAACAACAGCAACAACAACAACAGCAACAAGCAGCUGAUAUUACAUUUAAUGAGUUUCAUCUCAUGUCAGUUGCAAAACGAGGACAACAUCACUUGAUGGAUUUCAAAACCAAUAAAGCAAUCGAUCCAAAAAACUUUGCACGACCCGUCAAAUUACAUCGUAAAGAAACUAAUUUUGUUCCCUAUCGUCAAUACAUUCAAAAUUUGAAUGCACAAAACGCUGCUAAAGCUGCUAAAGCUGCUGCUGCUGCUGCUAAUGCUGCUGCUAUUAUGGCUGGUAAUUUGCCAACUCAAACAGAAGAAUUAAAUGAAGUUCCAACACCUACUCAUCAUGGCCCCAAGACGGGUGCAGAUACUUCUUUAAUUGCUCCCUUGGGGGGUGCUACUCGAAACAAGCAAAUGUUAUUUAAAAAGAGAACUAAACAAAUUUAUCUGGCAAAGGAGGAUACAAGAGAGAUUAAAGAACAAGAACAUAGACCUUGGAUACUAGAGGAUUAUGACGGUCAAAAUAGUUUUACUGGAACCUAUGAAGGUGGCCAACGUUCAGCUUACGUAUUCUUUGUCUUGACUGAAAGUGGUUUCAAAGUAGUCCCUGUUGAUAAAUGGUAUAAGUUUCAACCAAAACGUAACUUUAAGACCUUAUCACUAGAAGAGGCUGAAGAGCAGUUAAAGAAGCAACAAAAACGUGAAAAUGGUAGAUGGAUGAUGUUAAAGCGUGAAAGUGAGAAUUCUAAUUCUGAAGCUGAUGCCAAUCCUUCAAGGAAGUUCAAAAUUGUUGAUACGGGUGAUAAUAAUAGAGGCGGUUCAGACGAUGAAGGUGGUAGACAAGAUUCUGAUAUGGACGAUCUUGACUUUGAUGAUGUAUUCCAAGAUGAUGAAGAGGGUACUGGAGAGCAUGAAUUAGAAGAUGAAGAUGUUAGAGAUAGCAAGGAUCGUAUCAAGAAAGAAAUUAAGGACUAUUCAAUUACAGGUGGACAACAGGAUGAUGUUGAUGAAUUUGAAGACAAUAAUAAGUUAACAUCUGAAGGCAAGCAAUUACGUAAAUUAGUUCGUGAUCUUGAAAAGAAUCGUGCUUAUGAAAGUGAUGAUGAUGAAGAUCCAUAUGCUUCUAGUGCCGAUGAAGUUGAAUCAGAUCAAAACGAUGAGGAGCAAAAUGAAGAGAAUGAAAAAGAAAAAAAAAAUAAUAUGAUGCCACCAAAGAAGAAGGCUACAGCAACAGUUAAACCCAACAUACCAAAAAAGAUGACUAAAAUUAAAAAGGAAGAAUUAUCAAAGCCUAUUAGUCGCCCAGGAUCGCCAUCAUUCCAAAUCAAAAAGGAAGGAUCUAUUUCUCCUAACAGACCUUCUUCGCCUGUCAAUACAACUUCACAGAUGCGUCCUAGAUCUCCUUCUUUAGCUAGUCCCUCAUCACCUCAUAAAGAUAUUAAUAAGAAACGUAAAAUGGAAGAAAUAUCAGGUGGAUCUAUGACAGAUAGUAACAAGCAUAAAAAGACCACGACAUCAACAACUUCAUCAGAUGAGGCUGGGCUUAUUACUGAACAAGAAGUGAUUAAUACUUUACGUGGUAAGAUUAUGACGACUAAAGAAUUCCUUAUGAGCUUUAGAAAACGUAUCAAGAAAGAUCCCCGUAAUCGUGAUAUUAUUACUACCUUAUUAAGAAAGGUAGCCAAGAGUAAUAGAUCCUCGGAUCCUAAUACACGUACACUUGAAUUAAAGCCAGAAUUUCAAUAAUUUAGUGUAUAAUAAUGGUAGAGAGAAAGAGAGAAAGUGUCCUUAUUAUAUUUUUAUGUAUAUAUUUAUAUUUAAAGGAUUAUAAUAAAGUCAUAAAUUAUA